UUGUGGUCGACCCGCAACGAGGACAGGAAGAUGCCGCCCAAGCGCAUAGCUAAAAGGAGGUCGCCCCCAGAAGAUGCCAUCCCCAAAAGCAAGAAGGUGAAGGUCUCACACAGGUCCCACAGCACAGAACCAGGUUUGGUGCUGACACUGGGCCAAGGCGACGUGGGCCAGCUGGGGCUGGGUGAGAAUGUGAUGGAAAGAAAGAAGCCAGCCCUGGUGCCCAUUCCAGAGGGAGUUGUGCAGGCCGAGGCCGGUGGCAUGCAUACUGUGUGUCUAAGCAAGAGUGGCCAGGUCUACUCCUUCGGCUGCAAUGACGAGGGUGCCCUGGGAAGGGACACGUCAGCGGAGGGGUCAGAGAUGGUCCCCGGGAAAGUGGAACUGCAAGAGAAGGUGGUACAGGUGUCAGCAGGAGACAGUCACACAGCAGCCCUCACCGAGGACGGCCGUGUCUUCCUGUGGGGCUCUUUCCGGGACAACAACGGUAUGAUUGGGCUGCUGGAGCCCAUGAAGAAGAGCUUGGUGCCCGUGCAGGUGCAGCUGGACGUGCCCGUGGUGAAGGUGGCCUCAGCAAAUGACCACUUGGUGAUGCUGACAACUGACGGCGAACUCUAUAUCUUGGGCUGCGGGGAGCAAGGCCAGCUGGGUCGUGUACCUGAGUUAUUUGCCAACCGUGGUAGCCGGCAGGGCCUGGAACGACUCCUGGUCCCCAGGUGUGUGCUGCUGAAAUCCAGGGGAAGCCGGGGCCACGUGAGAUUCCAGGAUGCCUUCUGUGGUGCCUAUUUCACUUUUGCCAUCUCUGGAGAGGGCCAUGUGUAUGGCUUCGGCCUCUCCAACUACCAUCAGCUUGGAACCCCAGGCACAGAGUCCUGCUUCAUACCCCAGAACCUGACAUCGUUCAAGAACUCCACCAAGUCCUGGGUGGGCUUCUCUGGUGGCCAGCACCAUACAGUCUGCAUGGAUUCAGAGGGAAAAGCAUACAGCCUGGGCCGGGCUGAGUACGGGCGGCUGGGCCUUGGGGAGGGUGCCGAAGAGAAGAGCAUACCCACCCUCAUCUCAAAGCUGCCUGCUGUCACCUCCGUGGCGUGUGGGGCCUCUGUGGGGUAUGCCGUGACCAAGGACGGCCGUGCCUUUGCCUGGGGCAUGGGCACCAGCUACCAGCUGGGCACAGGGCAAGAUGAGGACGCCUGGAGCCCCGUGGAGAUGACGGGAAAGCAACUGGAGAACCGUGUGGUCUUGUUUGUGUCCAGCGGGGGCCAGCACACAGUCUUGUUAGUCAAGGACAAGGAGCAGAGCUAAUGAAGC
This is a messenger RNA of Oryctolagus cuniculus (rabbit), 1302 nucleotides long. RefSeq names its product regulator of chromosome condensation. Gene Ontology annotation, cellular component: cytoplasm. NCBI's taxonomy places the organism in Eukaryota, Metazoa, Chordata, Mammalia, Lagomorpha, Leporidae. The record is from RefSeq and is a predicted model, not a curated record. Gene Ontology annotation, molecular function: guanyl-nucleotide exchange factor activity.